AUGUUUAUUAAAAUUGUUACUUUUUUAGUUUUAGUAUUUUCAAUUAUAUCACUUGCAAAAGCUGGUAAAAGUGAAUGUCCAUCUUCACCAUUUGUUCAAGUCCCACCAUCCGAUUUAAUUCAACCAAAAGAUUUAUCAACAUCAGAUCUCAUAUUCCAUGAAAAUAAUAUGAGAAUUGCUUUGAAUCUUGCUAUUUCUGUUAAUGGUAGAUUUGGUGCUGCUAUUAUUAAUAGAAAUGGUACCUUAUUAUGCACAGCUAUGAAUAAUGGAACAGUUUCAAAGAUUUUACAUGCAGAAAUAAAUGCUAUUUUAAAUUGCACAGAUAUUAUGGCAGCAAGAGGUAUUAAACAAUCAUCAUGGGAAGGUUAUUAUUUAUAUGUUACAGGAGAACCAUGUCCAAUGUGUACCUCUGCUUUAAUUUGGUCUAAAUUUGAUGCCGUUAUCUUUGGUACCUAUGUUGAUACUUUGUACUGUGGUAAAUGUAAUUCACAACUUCCAAUUACAUCAAACUAUAUUAACGGUUUCUCAUAUGGUGUUGGAUCUAAACUUAAAAUUGUUGGUGGUAUUUUAGAAUCCGAAACCGAUAAACUCUUUAUUAACGCCUGUGGACUAAACAAUGCCACUCAAUACAUACAACCAAUUUGUAAUGCAGGAUGGUCACAAUCAUGUCCAAGACAAUCAAGGGUAUUUGGUGAUAAAUUCUAA
Messenger RNA from Dictyostelium purpureum, 705 nucleotides. RefSeq lists its product as uncharacterized. Gene Ontology annotation, biological process: purine nucleoside catabolic process. Bases 1 to 705 code for a protein of 234 amino acids. The transcript is spliced from 3 exons. Gene Ontology annotation, molecular function: zinc ion binding; guanosine deaminase activity. NCBI's taxonomy places the organism in Eukaryota, Evosea, Eumycetozoa, Dictyosteliales, Dictyosteliaceae. The record is from RefSeq and is a predicted model, not a curated record.